AUGAAGCGGCCCGCAGCCGCGGGGCCCCGGAAGCGGCCUGCCGCGGCAGCCGCGCCGCCCGCGCCGCGGAAGCGGCCGGCGAGGCGCCCGGCGAGGGCGGGCGCUGCCCCGGAGCCCACGGUCUUCCUGGCACUCAGGCGGCACCGGUCACGCCAGAGACCCGGCGCCGACUUGCUGGGCGUCUUCCGCUCGGCCGAGGCCGCCGUGGCGUCGGCGGCGCGGGCGGAGGCGCCCUACGCCUUCGCCCCGGGCUGUCGCGUCGAGGCCGAUCUGUACGAGAUUCCCUUGGGUGGGGGUUCGGGCCAUAUGAUGUCAGUGGAAGGCGUGCGCGGCACUGUUCGGGAGCGGAAGGAGGGGAGCAUCUCCGACCCGGUGCGCUAUGUCAUCGAUAUCGAGCACAGGGAGAGGCUGGGUUUACCUGGGGCGCCGCUCCAGCCGCGGUUGCCGAAGCUCGAGAGCGACAUGCACAUGGAGAAGGCCGUCUUCCUCUGA
Molecule: messenger RNA, 492 nt
Organism: Prorocentrum cordatum
Lineage: Eukaryota; Dinophyceae; Prorocentrales; Prorocentraceae
Source: the annotation of a GenBank genome assembly